AGCAUUAAGAUUUUCUCUCACUGUACUGAGCUGGUCUACAGCUAAACGUAAUAUUUCAGCCUCAAUUUGCGCUACCUGUGUAAAAAGAGAUGGUCAAGCAAUUGGAUAAGGCAAUUCCUUCCUGGGAAAUGACAAAGUACUACGGGCGAAUAUGCGUUUUUCAAUUAAGAUGCAUAAAGUACAGGAUCCAAACCAGCGAAGCUUGGUUCAAUUUCAAAUGCAAAUUUAUGCCUAGCAGUAUAAAGGCGGACGAAUCUAAGUCAAGAGGAACAGAUCCUUGCGAUUCACAAAACAAUGAGAAACAAGCAUCAGUGGCAGAGUCUAAGCCAAAAAUGUGGUUGUCAAAAAAAUUAAGCGAAACUGAAGGUCUCACAAAGCUAGAGGAAAAAAAGAAAUGGCUCCCAUUCGGACGUGGAUCGAAAGACAGAAAGUGCUAAAUGAACGAAAGAAGCUUUCUAUAUGACGGGGAGCAAGCUUUUCACUUUAAGAAAAAUGAAAAAAAAAAACUCUGGCAUUUAAGCAGGUGUAAUUUUAUAAAUUGAUCAUAUUUGAUGGAAUAGAGCCCUCCUGUUCGAAUGAUUUCACUGUGAUUCAAAGGAAGAGUCGACCAU
Diprion similis is the source of this 611-nucleotide messenger RNA. RefSeq lists its product as uncharacterized. Bases 90 to 437 code for a protein of 115 amino acids. The record is from RefSeq and is a predicted model, not a curated record. The transcript has 3 exons. NCBI's taxonomy places the organism in Eukaryota, Metazoa, Arthropoda, Insecta, Hymenoptera, Diprionidae.